Mesorhabditis belari is the source of this 978-nucleotide messenger RNA. Lineage: Eukaryota; Metazoa; Nematoda; Chromadorea; Rhabditida; Rhabditidae. The record is from the annotation of a GenBank genome assembly.
AUGAGCUCAAAUCGAUCUCAACGCGGUGGAACAGCAAGUGGACGAGAUCGGCGAAUGUUCGCGUCGAUUCAAUCAGCGCUUGGUGGGCCAUCUCCACAAGGACCACGCACUCGUGCCCGCGCUCGUGCUAAUGAAGAAAAAGCUGAGAAACUGGAUGACGUUGAUCAAGUGAUUGCCCAAAUCAGUAACCUUUCGAUUCGAGGUGAUCGCUCAGCGAUGCAGAUAAAGAAGAACAUUGUCUCUUGCAAUUAUUUGGAGGAAAUGGAUGAUGAGGAAUGGGAUAAACUGUGCAAAGCGUUGUUUCAUUCGGCUCUCCACGAGAACGAGACGGAUUUCGUCGUGGAUCUCUUUGGCAGUUUACUCGUUCAUCCCGUAUUUUGCGAAGUGAUUUGCAUCGAGAUCGCUCAAACUUCAGCCACCUACAUUAUGGAGGGCAACGAUGACGAUACAGUGCCCACAUUUCUUGGAGCAAUUCUUUGCGGAAACUGGCCAAGAGGCGCCACUAGAGCCACUGAGUCAAACAAUCCAAUUCUCUACACAGCUCUCUCAAUUGUAAAAGGAUGGCUCAUCGUAUUGAACGAUUCAGAAAAGGAAUCACUCAAAUCUUCAUCCAACACAAUGAAACGAGAUUUUGAUGAUUUGGAGGAUGAUGAAGAUGACGAAGAUGACGAAGAUGAAGAGAAAAAUGAUGUAGAAGCUUCACAAGAAGAAAAAGAAGAACAGGCUAGCCCAGAAGUGGUUGAACGAUGUGCGAAAGCGGUGGCGAUGCUCUGCCGUUCAGCUCAGCGCUCUCUAUGGAUGAAAUGGCCAACACUAUGCGAUGAGAUCUACUCAGCGAUUAAACCCGCAAUCACACACUCGAAAGUGCUCACCGGAGGAACGAAAGCCGACCUCUUGACAACGCUUCUUUUACUCCACAAAUGGACAAGCACAAAGGAGGUUAACACAAAAUCUUCAUAUACACAAACUGUUAGCAGC